GUGGCCAGCGCUCCAGCAUCUGCUGCGGUGGGAAGCUGCAGUGACCUCAGAUUUCCCCUCGCGCUCUUUUUGCAGAGUUUGAGAUAAACUACUGCGUGGCAGUCCUCCAAAGCGGCCACCAAAGCUCCAAGCACACGCGUUCGCACAGUAAACACCCUCACACCAUUAUCCACGGGAUUACCUUGUUUUCUGUGACACCUGCUACCUUUUUUUGGGUGUGCGCACAGCUUUGACCCUGCCAAUGGGGCUUUGUGUCCGACAGCUGAGAGGCAUUUGAGAAGAAAAUAAAUAACUUCUGGUUGUUUCCAUUGAAAACAUCACGUCUCAAGCUCCACUGUGAAACAUGACCGACGCCAUGUUUGGCAGUGAGAAUGAGCAUUGGGUCUGUCCCAAUGACAGACAACUAGCGCUUAGAGCAAAGUUACAUACAGGCUGGUCCAUCCACACGUUUCAGUCAGAGAGACAGAGGAAAGCUCAGACACUUGAGAAAAGAGAGCUGGAUCUCAUCAUGAGUGUCAUCCACCGCGCUGAACAGCUCGAGAUCAUUGAGGAACACCGGAUUGGGCGUUUAGUGGAGCGUCUGGAGAACAUGAGGAGAUCUGCUGUGGGAAAUGGCCUGUCACAGUGCCUAUUGUGUGGUGAAGUGUUUGGUCUGCUGAGCUCUCCGUCCGUCCUCUGUUUGGAUUGCUGCAUGAAGGUGUGCACUAAAUGUGGAAUCGAGACUGCAGGCAGUCAUAAAAGGGCUCAGUGGCUUUGCAAGAUCUGCAGCGAACGGAGAGAGGGUUCAGGGUCAUCAUGAAAGGAGGAGAUGAAAGAGGAAUCAUUCAGUCUGCCAACCACAGUUCAAAACCACAGACAGACUGUAAUGCAGCCUGGAACAUUUAGUAUGAUCACGUUGAGUAUAUUAAAAAUCAAUAAAUGCAAUAAUCUGAUUUAAGCUUAAAUUAUAGAACCAAAAUUCAAUUGUAUGGUUGUUAUCUUGUCUGAGGCUUUGAAGGAAUGUAGAGCAUUAUGCUAUAUUGCAGUUGCACAAAUAUUGAAUAUUCCAUGAAGGUUUCCCUUUAUGUUAAACUAGUGUUGUCAAAAGACUCGGUACUUCUGUACCAAGUCGGUAUUAAAAAAAUGAAAAUGUGAUGGU
Molecule: messenger RNA, 1138 nt
Organism: Carassius auratus (goldfish)
Lineage: Eukaryota; Metazoa; Chordata; Actinopteri; Cypriniformes; Cyprinidae
Product: rab effector Noc2
Exons: 6
Coding region: 344-799 (151 amino acids)
Biological process (GO): regulation of calcium ion-dependent exocytosis; exocytosis; spontaneous neurotransmitter secretion
Cellular component (GO): synapse
Molecular function (GO): small GTPase binding
Source: RefSeq, a predicted model, not a curated record